Molecule: messenger RNA, 2018 nt
Organism: Syngnathus acus (greater pipefish)
Lineage: Eukaryota; Metazoa; Chordata; Actinopteri; Syngnathiformes; Syngnathidae
Gene: crispld1a
Product: cysteine-rich secretory protein LCCL domain containing 1a
Exons: 15
Coding region: 339-1910 (523 amino acids)
Cellular component (GO): extracellular region
Source: RefSeq, a predicted model, not a curated record
AGCUGCUGAGCGGAGGAUAAAAUGUUGGUAAGCGAUGCUUGUAGAGGCUUUGGUGCAAAAAACCUUGAAGAGUCAAAGGUGCAAACUCCAAAAAAGGACAAGCAAAUUUUAGAGUCACUGAGCUCUCCACGUCAUUCCACCUUUGAAGGUGGAUUUAGAACUAACUGCUGCAAACUCUUAUUUGUUGCCAGGCUUUCAUUCAGUGGACUUCAAUUGGAUCCAUUUGAAGGUCACCGAAUCCAAUGCUGACGAGUGUAUCUCCAUCCUAACACCACAUCCAUCCCACCUUGGCAUUUUCUGGGGGUGCGCGUAAACACUGAGAUUAAAAAAUAAAUAAAAUGAGACAUGUGUCAUCAAACCAGCCAAGGGGUGUGUCCUGGCUGCCGCCACUGCUCCUCCUGCUGCUAUCGCUCGCCCAGAGGGCCGUUUCCAUGGCGAUGCCACACAACUCCACGGGCUGGCAGCAGAUUCUGGACAAGUACUUGGACGAGGAUGGCGAGUGGUGGGAGGCCAAGCAGAGGGGGAGGAGGGCCAUUGCUGACAGUGACGCCCAGCUCAUACUGGACCUGCACAACAAGCUCCGAGGUCAGGUGUACCCGCAAGCCUCCAACAUAGAGUACAUGGAAUGGGACACCGAGCUGGAGCGUACGGCGGAGGAGUGGGCCGAGACGUGUCUGUGGGAGCAUGGUCCCGCAGGCUUGCUGCCACAGAUUGGACAGAAUCUGGGCGCCCACUGGGGGAGGUAUCGCCCCCCCACCUUCCACGUUCAAGCCUGGUAUGAUGAAGUGAAAGACUUCUCUUUUCCUUACCCCCAGGAGUGUAACCCUUACUGCCCAUUCCGAUGCUCCGGUCCCGUUUGCACGCAUUAUACACAGUUGGUGUGGGCCACCAGCAGUCGCAUUGGCUGCGCGGUCAACUUGUGCCACAACAUGAACGUGUGGGGACAGAUUUGGGCCAAGGCUGUGUACCUUGUGUGCAACUAUUCGCCAAAGGGGAACUGGUGGGGCCAUGCACCUUACAAACACGGGGCGCCUUGUUCCGCUUGUCCUCCUAGCUAUGGAGGCGGCUGCAAGGACAACCUUUGUUAUAAAGGUCACGAUAGCCACUUCCUUCCGGAGGAAACCGAGGAAAACAACUUUAUCGAGCCAGAGGCUACACAGAGUAUCCGGUCCCGGGUUUCAAAACCCGAGACUGCCGGUGUUCCCGCUCCCGCCACCAAGCCCCCCACUGUUAACCCGCUAAAGAAUGAAGUGGUCAACACGCAGCAGAUGUCCCAGCUCGUGACUUGUGACACCAAGCUUCGAGAUCAGUGUAAAGGAACUACGUGUAAUAGAUAUGAAUGCCCCGCAGGAUGUUUAGAUUCGACAGGGAAAGUGGUUGGGACAGUUUACUUUGAAAUGCAAUCUAGCGUGUGCCGGGCCGGUCUACACGCUGGUGUCAUCGAUAAUGACGGAGGAUGGAUGGAUGUAACGAGACAGGGAAGAAAGGACUUUUUCAUUAAGUCCAACAAGAAUGGAGUCCAGUCACUGGGGAAAUACCAGAGUGCUAAUUCAUUCAUGGUAUCCAGAGUAGCAGUUAAAGCGAUCACAUGUGAAACCACAGUGGCACAACUGUGUCCUUACCAAAGGCCUUCAAAACAUUGCCCACGGUUAUACUGCCCAAGGAACUGUUUAGAGGUGAACCCGCACAUAUUCAGAGUAAUCGGUACCAGGAUAUACUCUGAUAAAUCCAGUAUUUGCCGUGCGGCUGUCCAUGCCGGGGUGAUCAGGAACAACGCGGGCGGAUACAUCGACGUCAUGCUGGCGGACAAACGGAAACUCUAUAUCGCCUCUAACCAAAAUGGCGUUGUCUCGGAAAGUCUUCAGAAUCCUCCCGGCGGGAAGGCGUUCCGGGUAUUCGCCGUCAUUUGAGUGACUGACUCCGCCCGCCAUCAAUAACAUGCGACAUGCCCAAAUGGAGAGCUCACUCUAGCUUGUGAAUAAGGCGCUAAUCAAAGCCUGAAAUGUUUUCUUGCCUUU